UAGGUCUAUGAUCAGUGAAAACUGUGAAAGAGCAUGCCUCCCUCUGCGGCCUGACGUGCCUAAUGGCUUCAUACACAGCUAACAGUUCUCUGUCAUAGAUACUCCACUUAGUUUGCGACUCUGACAGCAUGCAGGAAAAGAAACCAAGCAUUUGCCAUGUAGCUCCUAUCUUGUGGCCAAGAAGUGCCCCAGCUAUUGCCCGAUUAGAAUCUACCACAGUGGUGAGUGGCACAAAGUGGUCAGGCUGCACUGAAAAAACACAUCUCUUAAACUGGAUUUGAUAUUUCGAAACACCUGUAACAUUUUGAGAGUCCAAGUGAAGGUGCAUAAUCUUGUUGAAUCCAGUUCGACAAAGCAGCAGUGAGGACUGCACGUGAGGCCAUUGUGUGAGGAAUAUGGCAUCUAUGUCCCUUUACGCCCCUAUCCCCACGAUCGAGAGGCUCUGGUACGACUUCAUACAUUUUGUUCCCUGAAGCUAGUAUGUAGUUGCAGCCGGAAACGAACGAUUAUGAGGGCUACUUUGGUUCAUGUAGUACCGCCGAACGCCACUAGAUCGCAGCUCCGUCCACUCUGCUGUUUUGGCGGGCUUUUUUGUCUUCCAGUGUCGUUGCGUGGCGUGUAGCGGCUUUGUCUUGUCUGUAGCAGUUGUGUUUGCAUGUGAUUCUGAGGAUUUGUUUGGAUUCAGUCUGUUUCUAGACAUCUCAAAGAAUUUUUAUAUUAUCGGAAUAUCCAUUUUUCGUGAUUAUUGUGGCUGUGGUGCUCAAAAGUGUCUCCACCAUCACAAUCGUGAGGGUUAGGCGUUGCUGCAGUUUUCACUUAUUGAGAUAAUGAAGGGACUUACUGAGGAAGAUAUUUUGAAGUUGCUUCAUGCAUCAGACUUAGAAGUAAAUGAUGAAGACGAUUCUGAAAAUUUGUUUGUGCCAGAAAAUAUUGAUGCUUCGAGUUCUGAUUCUGAUACAGAUGAAAUACCAGUUCAAACUGCAUCAGAAUCGUCAAGGAAUAAUAAUCAACUCAAAGCAGACGCUCUCAAUCCUCCACAAGUUAUAAAGAAGAAAAACCUAUCAGGCAGAAAAUAUCUGCAGAAGAAGAAAUUAUUUAAAGCUAAGCAUCACCCAGGACCAUCGGACUUUCUAGAAUUCAGAUCCAUUGCGUACUCCUCUUCAGUAUUUUACCACAUAUUUUACAGAUGAAUUCUUUAACACUGCUGAAGAGCAUACAAGUCAGUAUACUGUGUGGAAGCAUGGAAAAAACAUUAAAACAGAUGCGACAGAACUUAAGAAAUUUAUAGCUGUCAACCUGAUUAUGGGUUGCAUCAAACUUCCUCGACUGAGAUUAUACUGAAGCACUGAGUAUGGCUAUACUCCAGUUUCGAGAAUCAUGUCAAGAGCUAGGUUUGUGGCACUCAGAAAUGCUUUUCACAUGGUUGAUGCUUCCUCUGCCCCAGGUAAUAAUAAUAAAGUGUGGAAAGUACUGCCAGUUCUUGAUGCAGUAAGAAAUGUGUGUCUGAGCCUUCCAUGGGGUCAUGUUACUUAUUCAGUUGAUGAACAAAUGAUACAAUUUACGGGUUGCUGCCCACUGAGGCAGUUUGUAAAAAACAAACCUCAGCCAGUUGGAUUAAAGAACUUUGUACUUACUACAUCAGCUGGUCUUGUAUUAGACUAUGAAAUAUAUCAAGCUGAUGCAACUCCUCUACAGACUAAGGAGUUUGGAUUAGGCCCUUCUGUGAUGUUAAGAUUGGCACAAACUUUACCUCAAGAAAGCUUCAUCUACUUUGAUAGAUAUUUUACAUCAUUGUCUUUACUGGAGAAAUUGACUGAAAUGAAACUCUAUGGAAGUGGAACAAUAAUGGCCAACAGACUAAAGGGCUUGCCUCUCAGUGAUGCAAGCAAGGUGGUUCGUGGACAGAGUAUAGAACAUGUUGCUGAAAACUGUGAUUUAGUAGUUGUAGAGUGGAAAGACAGCAACAAAGUAAUCAUGGCUUCAAACUGCUGUGGCUCCACACUGACUGAGCCUGUGCAACAUUGGUCCAAAAUUGAUAACAAACACGUUGAAGUCGAUUGUCCUUCUGUGGUGCACAAAUAUAAUCAAAACAUGGGUGGAGUUGACGUUUGUGCCCAGCAGAUGGAAUGCUACAGAGCCUGGUUCAGAAGUAUGAAAUGGGCAUGGAAAGCAAUUUUGCACUUUGUGGACCUUGCUGUGUUAAAUGCAUGGAACCAAUACAUGAGAAGCAUCAAAGGAAAUAAUAUUCCAAGAAAAGAACAGAAAGAUUUGCUACACUUCAAAUUAUAGGUAGCAGAAGGACUGCUUGCAGUUCCACCUGAGGAUAGAAGGGUGUUAAGUGAGACUGAACAAGAAGGAGACGCACUUCCUGCGGCCAAAAGGUCUAAAUUCUUUAAUCAACCUGUAAAGCUUCCAUGCAGUGACAAGCGCUAUGAUGGAUAUGAACAUUUUCCAAUUUCUGAUGAUAUUCCAGCACCACACACUUGCAGAUACGAGCCAUGCAAAAGUCGCAGCAAAAUGUGGUGCGAAAAGUGUAAUAUAUAGUUAUGCCUGUCAAAGGACAAGAGAUGUUUUAAGGACUUUCAUGUUCCUCCCAAACAGAAACAAAGAAGACAAACGUUCAUUU
This is a messenger RNA of Schistocerca cancellata (South American locust), 2626 nucleotides long. RefSeq names its product piggyBac transposable element-derived protein 2-like. The transcript has 4 exons. Bases 1378 to 2289 code for a protein of 303 amino acids. The record is from RefSeq and is a predicted model, not a curated record. NCBI's taxonomy places the organism in Eukaryota, Metazoa, Arthropoda, Insecta, Orthoptera, Acrididae.